Molecule: messenger RNA, 904 nt
Organism: Ooceraea biroi (clonal raider ant)
Lineage: Eukaryota; Metazoa; Arthropoda; Insecta; Hymenoptera; Formicidae
Gene: Phf5a
Product: PHD finger protein 5a
Biological process (GO): mRNA splicing, via spliceosome
Source: RefSeq, a predicted model, not a curated record
UUUACAAUUGCACCAAUCGCGCCGAUUUUUGCCGCAUGACAACAAACCAAGGAAAUUAGAAAAUCUGAACAUGAACAAUUAAAUAACAACACCGACAAUUAAGUAACGAACUCAAAUAUUUUCUGAAUUAUUAAUUAUUUCAAGAUCGGUGAUAAUAUCCGGGAAAUAUGGCGAAACAUCAUCCGGAUUUGAUCUUCUGUCGCAAGCAGCCGGGAGUCGCCAUCGGUCGGCUUUGCGAGAAAUGCGACGGCAAAUGCGUCAUCUGCGAUUCCUACGUCAGGCCCUGCACGUUGGUUAGAAUAUGCGACGAGUGCAAUUACGGCUCUUAUCAGGGACGUUGCGUGAUAUGCGGCGGUCCUGGCGUGUCGGACGCGUAUUAUUGUAAAGAAUGCACGAUACAGGAGAAAGACAGGGAUGGCUGUCCCAAAAUAGUUAACUUGGGAAGUUCAAAGACAGAUCUCUUCUACGAGAGAAAGAAGUAUGGAUUCAAAAGGAGAUAAUCGUACAUAAAUCUUACAUUAAUUCUUAGAUAUGGUGAUACGGAUACAUUAAAGUACUGUUUCUUUAUAAUACGUUUGCUAAAUGUAAGUUGAACACAUCAGGUAAUUUAUUAUUUUUAUAAAAAUAUCAUUACAGCAGUAACAAAAUUUUAUUUUAUAUUACGAAUAUUUCUGUGUAACGAACCAUGUUCUCGAGCAUGAGUGUCCAACCUUUGGCUUGCCAGCCUUUGGGCUGCAUCAAGUAAAGAGGAAUUGUCUCAGGCCAAAUAUAAAAUAUAUGUAAUAUAGUUAUAUGUAUGAAUUUACGAUUUUGUGAGAACGCAGUAUUAGGGCUGCAGAUUGGACACGCCUGCUCUAAAGUAUAUCAAAUAAUUUGGAUGCAAUACAAUUAAAUGUUUCUUGGC